AUGGUUGCGUCUGUUGACCGUCUGGAGGCAGACUAUCGGGGAGUCAACAUCAAGGAGUAUGAAGAUAAACACGCUGAUGAGAUAAAUGUGAUACGAAAAACCAUCCAGGAAGUAAAAGGCCUGCACGGGAAGAUGGAGAAGAUUUUUGGAAAGCCAGGUAUGGAGUUUGAAAAUACUUUGGACAUGCCACAGGGAUUGGGGGACUACGGGGAAUCAAUACGGGAGCUUUUGAACAUCCUCAUGAAGUUCUCGAGAUAUCCAGAGCCGAUCCAUCAUCUGCAGAUAGCUCAGAAGAAUUGCAUACUCGAAACCAUCAAUUACAUCCGCAGAUACAAACUUGCUACCGCUGAGGAUUUGGAGAGACUCCAGAGGGAAUUUUCUAGCGAGGCGGGGUUGGAGUGGAUCUCCAACGCAAUCGUUUCGGUCUUUAGGACAGAGACAGAGAUCUGGAAUACGCAUCUUCAUUUGCCGUUGGAUGAAGAAAAACUGAAGCACUCUCUUCAUAUGGUGCCCAUUUACGAUGUAUACAAAGGUCUUGGGAAGAGCCAGCAAGAUUUUGUGCUGUUUGGUCUGCUCAUUGAGGAGCACGGAGUCCAAACGAUUGACGAGUUUUGGAAGGAAAGCCCGGCCACAAGGCCGUUCCCCAAGGCCACGAUGGAGCAGAUUCCCUUGCUGCUCAAGAUGCGGAAAUACCUUGCGAGGCAAUUGCACACUGGCCGUGCGGACAAGGCCGCACGCGACGCCUUCUUUUAUGAGGCCAGAGAUGAUUUGAUGCGGAUGAUGGCGCUCUACUUCCGCCCGGGCUACGUUGACGAGCACUACUCGAGGGACGAGUUUCUUUCCAUCUUCAGUCUCAGAACGUCGACCCUGAAGUUCAUCACCGAGAGGAUCGGCUCCGAUUACGUGCGAAGGAUUGGGAGGAAGGAAUCCGACGAGGGUUCUGCUGGCUUUGGAGUCAGGUACCAGUGGCACCAGCUUUUCCAUGACAGUAUUCGGUGGAAAGAGAUGCUGCUGUAUCUUGUCGAGCAUGCAUCCAAGUUUAUGGGCAAAGACCACGAAGUGUCGGCUGAUGUCCUCGGAGACAUAGGGACAGUGUAUUUGAACAAGAUUAGGGGGAAUUUCGAGGCUCAUAAGGCAUUGAUCAGUGGGCUAGACCGCAAGAAGUUAGACGAAAUGAUGAAUCUGAAUUUUUACAAAAGUAUGAUUCAUAACCAUCAACAUGUUAUUGAAAGCUUGCCCCAGCUAGAAAGAAACUUGAAGGCCUUGGGCAUUCAUCCCAAAGAGGCCGGGGGUAAUUUGUGA
Messenger RNA from Puccinia triticina, 1302 nucleotides. RefSeq lists its product as uncharacterized. Lineage: Eukaryota; Fungi; Basidiomycota; Pucciniomycetes; Pucciniales; Pucciniaceae. Bases 1 to 1302 code for a protein of 433 amino acids. The transcript has 2 exons. The record is from RefSeq and is a predicted model, not a curated record.